AUAAAGCAAUCUAUACAGAUAGAUAGCAUUAGCAAUGGCAGGGAAUGUCUCAGCUCCAAUUGUCGCCGUGGAACCGUCAUUCACUAACAUCAGUCGCAACGAUUUCCCUCCUGAAUUCAUUUUUGGGACCUCAACUUCUGCUUACCAGGUAGAAGGAGCAGCCACCAAAGGAGGUAGAGGCCCUUGUGUUUGGGAUACUUACACCCUCAUGACUCCUGGUAAAAUUUCUGAUGGAUCCAAUGGAAAUGUUGCUGUUGACAUGUAUCACAGAUAUGAGGAUGAUUUUAGGACGAUGAAAAGCAUGGGUUUGGAUGCCUAUAGAUUUUCGAUUUCAUGGUCAAGAGUCUUGCCUCAGGGAAAAAUUAGCCUUGGAAUCAGCCAGGAAGGAGUCGAUUUCUACAAUAGAAUGAUAGAUUCCCUCAUGGACAAAGGAAUUGAACCAUUAGUUACAUUGUCUCACUGCGAUCUUCCCGAGUUUUUGGAACAAGAGUAUGGUGGCUUUUUGAGUGAAAACUUCGUGAAGGAUUUUCACGACUACGCCGAAUUUUGCUUUUGGCAUUUUGGAGAUCGGAUCAAGAAAUGGGCCACUUUCAAUGAACCAUAUAUGAGCUGUUACUAUGGAUAUGUUCUUGGGCUUAUACCGCCUAGUCUUGCGCAACCUAUUAUAGAAGGUGACAAUGGCGCCGACGGUGAACACCACAUCCAUAACCACAAGUUUCACAAAGGUGUUCCUGCCAAAACAUCAGCUCUACACCGCAAAGGCACAAGUUCACCAAAAGAUGUGUUCGCUGCGUCCAAACACAUCCUCCUUGCUCAUGCCAAGGCAGCUGAAUGCUACGAAGCCAAAUUUAAGAAACACCAACAAGGUGAGGUUGGAAUAGUCCUCAAUUGUAUCUGGAAUGAGCCUUACUCUGAUAAACCAGAAGACAUAGAAGCUGCCAAAAGAGCACUCGACUUCCAAAUUGGAUGGUUUCUUGAGCCAUUGUUGGGAGGUCAAUACCCAAAAAACAUGCUAGAAAAUGUCUCUCCUGGAGAUCUCGAUCCAUUCAAUGAAGAAGAAUCGAAGCUGCUCAAAGGCACCCUCGACUUUUUGGGAAUAAACUAUUACACAGCCAACUAUGUAGCUAACAAUCCACACCCUCAUGGGGUAACUCUCUUCGAUUACGAUCAGAAAAUCAAGACUUUAAAUGAAAAAGAUGGAUGGCGGCCAAUAGGUCCACUGGCUCCAGGUUCAAUGCCCCUUUACAGAGUUCCAUGGGGUAUUCGCAAGCUGUUGAAAUACCUUAAUGAUACAUACAACAAUCCCACAUACAACCUCCCUGCUAUUUACAUAACCGAAAAUGAUUUUGACAUUGCUUUAGGAGUGUGCGAAGAGAACGACUACAAGCUCACUGCAAAGGAGGCGUGCAAGGAUCCAAUCCGGGAGAAGUAUCUCCGCGAUCAUAUUGGAAAUGUUCUCGAAGCCUUGAAAGAUGGUGUUAACGUAAAGGGAUAUUUCAUAUGGUCUUGGUGCGACAACUUCGAAUGGAUGAAUGGAUACACUGUGAGAUUCGGCAUCACUUACAUCGACUAUAAGAACAAUCUGAAUCGGCACCCCAAACAGUCAGCCAUAUGGCUAACCAAAUUCUUGGCAAAAAGUGAAAACGACAAAUAAAUGAGCUCGAGGGAGGCGAAAUAAUAACUUCACUGCUAUGUAUGGGAGUGUAAGCUUUGAAAUAAUUAUAGCACUAUCCUCGUGCGUGUGCUUUUCUUGGUUCUCUUACCUUGUGAUCGUUUAUAUGCUUUCGAUUAUAAACUAUUUAUCAAAAAUAAAACAAUAUAUAGUUAUAUGUAA
Andrographis paniculata is the source of this 1834-nucleotide messenger RNA. RefSeq names its product beta-glucosidase 12-like. Gene Ontology annotation, molecular function: beta-glucosidase activity. The record is from RefSeq and is a predicted model, not a curated record. The transcript has 13 exons. Bases 35 to 1654 code for a protein of 539 amino acids. NCBI's taxonomy places the organism in Eukaryota, Viridiplantae, Streptophyta, Magnoliopsida, Lamiales, Acanthaceae. Gene Ontology annotation, biological process: carbohydrate metabolic process.